This is a messenger RNA of Penicillium paradoxum, 3033 nucleotides long. RefSeq names its product chaperonin-containing T-complex subunit CCT8. The transcript has 11 exons. Bases 1 to 3033 code for a protein of 1010 amino acids. Gene Ontology annotation, molecular function: ATP hydrolysis activity; ATP binding; metalloendopeptidase activity. The record is from RefSeq and is a predicted model, not a curated record. NCBI's taxonomy places the organism in Eukaryota, Fungi, Ascomycota, Eurotiomycetes, Eurotiales, Aspergillaceae. Gene Ontology annotation, biological process: proteolysis; protein folding. Gene Ontology annotation, cellular component: chaperonin-containing T-complex.
AUGCUCCGUCGCGCGACAGGCGCGUUGCGCAGCGCAUGCGCAUACCCUUUCUUAUCGCCGAUGCCCUCCACUCACAUCAAGACCGUCUCACUGGCUGCUCAAAUGUCGCGCCCGUACAGUACACCAGGACCCUGGUUACUUUCUCGCAGGACUACCUCCCUGUCCUCUCAGCCCGUACCUCCGCGACAACCCAAACCCCAGCUCAUCUCAUCCCGCACUCCUUCCCCAACCAGCCGAUGCACCUUCUCCAGUCACCACUACCGCCAGAGGCAAAGCCAGUACAACCGAUUCCGAGGCGGCGCUCGUCAGGAUUUCGUAUAUCGUUUGGUGCAAAAUGCGAAACCGCGCCACUUCGUGAUCAUUGGUGUGGGGAUAUCUGGGGUUUAUCUAUACAACACGGAGAAAGUGGAGAUGACCGGGCGACGACAAUUCAUCUGCAUCUCUCGCGAUCAAGAGCUAAAAAUGGGUGAAGAGAGCUACCGUGAGGUUCUCAGGUCCGAGCGUGGGAAGGUCCUACCUGAUAACCAUCCUCUUACUCGCAUGGUUGAUGGUGUGUUGCAAAGGCUGAUCCCGCAAGCGCCCCUUGAGGGUGCUAAUUGGAGAGUUCAUGUUAUCAAUGAUGAUAGAAUGGUGAAUGCUUUUGUACUUCCUGGGGGAAAGGUAUUUGUCUAUACCGGCAUCUUGCCCAUUUGCAAAGACGAAGAUGGCCUAGCUGCUGUGCUGGGACAUGAGAUUGCUCAUGUCGUGGCCCACCACCCUGCAGAGCGCGUGAGCACCAGCUUCAUUCAGUUGGGAGCUAUCUUCGCAGUAUCGUUCUUGUUCGAUGUCUCCGGACAUUUUCCCUCUUUCCUCUUGAAUCUUAUGUACAGCUUGCCAAACUCCCGGACACAAGAGGCUGAAGCAGAUAAUAUCGGGCUAAUGAUGAUGUCCAAAGCCUGUUUUAAACCUCAAGCGGCCGUUCAACUAUGGGCUCGCAUGCAUGAACAAGAGAAACAGGCACCUCCACAGUUCAUGUCGACUCACCCAUCGAGUUACAAUCGAAUGGAAGCCAUUCAAGGAUGGCUCGACAAGGCCGAAGCAAUCUACGAGGAGAAUGGAUGCAAUGAUAUUAAAGGAUACAGUAAGAGCUUGUCCCCCUUCAUUAUCGAUACCACUUCAUUGACCCCUUUAGUGCCUGGCUUCCUAAGUGCUUACAAUUCAAUUCGCAACGUGGCUGCCAAGCAACUGGCGGGCUCCCCCCUCGUGCAAACGGAGCAAACCCACCACCGCAGCUCCAAAAAUUGCCCGGCACAACAGCUCCAUCCACUCCCUUACAUCAACCACUUUGAUAUCCAGUCGCAUUUCUCUCGGACGCGACCUAAUAUCAUGUCACUAUCAAUUCCAGGUCCCUCCCAAGCGGGGCUCUUCAAGCCCGGGUACCAGAGCCACGAUGCCGAAGAUGGAGCCGUCAUCCGUAACAUCGAAGCCUGCCAGGCUAUCUCAGGCACCGUCCAGACUUCCCUGGGCCCCUAUGGCCGCAACAAGAUCGUCAUCAACCACUUGCAGAAGAUGAUCCUGACCUCCGAUGCUGCCACUAUCCUCCGUGAGCUGGAUGUUGUUCACCCCGCUGCCAAACUGCUUGUUAUGGCGAGUCAGCAGCAAGAUGCGGAGAUGGGCGAUGGCACCAACUUGGUUAUUGUUCUGGCCGGCGAGCUGUUGAAGAAGGCAGAGGAGUUGAUCCGUAUGGGUCUUAAGACGAGUGAUAUUGUUUCUGGAUAUGAGAAGGCUCAGAACUUUGCCUUGUCCGUUCUAGAGGAGCUCGAGGUCGACAGACUCCAGGAUAUGCGAUCGGCAACAGAAUUGAGCAAGGCUCUCCGCACAGUGGUGGCUUCUAAGCAGUCCGGCACAGAGGAUACUCUGGCUGCGUUGGUUGCGGAGGCAGUUCUGACUGUGUUGCCCAAGAACCCCGCUAACUUUAACGUCGACAAUGUGCGAGUCGUUAAGAUCAUGGGCGGUGGCUUGGAACAAUCGAAAGUGAAGGCCAGCAAGGCCAAGGUUGGUGUUUUCAGCUGUCCCAUCGAUAUCAGCCAGACCGAGACCAAGGGCACAGUUCUGCUGAAGAACGCCCAGGAGAUGAUGGACUUCACCACAGGCGAGGAGGAUCGUUUGGAGACUGCUAUUAAGGAGCUCUACGACUCCGGCCUCCGUGUGGUUGUUGCUGGCUCCACUGUUGGUGAUCUGGCCAUGCACUACCUUAACCGUUUCAACAUUCUGGUUAUCAAGAUUCUUUCUAAGUUCGAGCUCCGUCGCUUGUGCCGCGUUGUCGGUGCCACACCUUUGGCCCGUCUGGGUGCCCCCAUGCCCGAUGAGAUGGGACAGAUCGACGUGGUCGAGACAACCGAGAUUGGCGGUGACCGAGUCACUGUCUUCCGUCAGGAGGAUUCCAACGCCAUCACCCGCACAGCUACCAUUGUCUUGCGCGGUGCCACUCAGAACCACCUGGAGGAUGUCGAGCGUGCCAUCGAUGACGGUGUCAAUGUCGUCAAGGCCAUCACCAAGGACCCCCGUCUCGUGCCCGGUGCCGGUGCCACGGAGAUCCAACUUGUCGAGCGCAUUUCCAACUUUGCUGACCGAACUCCCGGUCUGCCCCAGCACGCCAUCCGCAAGUUCGCUGAGGCCUUCGAGGUCGUCCCCCGCACACUCGCCGAGUCUGCUGGUCUCGAUGCCACCGAAGUGCUCUCGCGUCUGUACACCGCACACCACCGCGCUCCUGUUGCCGGUGAGACCUCUUCCGAAGAUGACGAGGAGGGUAGCUCUUCUGAAGAGGAGGAACCUUAUUGGACUACAGGUGUGGAUCUUGAGAUUGGCAAUUCUGACGGAACUCUUGACACUGUCGAGGAAGGUAUCCUGGAUCUGUUGGCCUCUAAGAUGUCUGCAAUCCGCCUGGCCAGUGAGUCUGCUCGGACAGUGUUGAGCGUUGACCAAAUCAUUGUCUCGAGACAGGCUGGAGGUCCUAAGCCUCCGCAGGGUGGAGGUGAUUGGGAUCAGGACUAA